This is a messenger RNA of Papilio polytes (common Mormon), 665 nucleotides long. RefSeq names its product NADH dehydrogenase [ubiquinone] 1 alpha subcomplex subunit 5 (gene ND-13B). Bases 114 to 470 code for a protein of 118 amino acids. The transcript has 3 exons. Lineage: Eukaryota; Metazoa; Arthropoda; Insecta; Lepidoptera; Papilionidae. The record is from RefSeq and is a predicted model, not a curated record. Gene Ontology annotation, biological process: respiratory electron transport chain.
UGAUUUGUCUUCGUUUUCGAUGACAUUUCAUUGAGGUUAUUGUUGUAGUGCAAGAACAGGGAAAUAUUUAUUUAAAAAAUCGUUAAUUUAGCAUCUAAGUUACUCAUAAAAUUAUGGGGGUUUUAAAGAAGACCACAGGUAUUAUGGGAUUAGCAGUUGCUCCCAACCCUCAUCAUACUCUUGGGGCACUUUAUGGAAAAAUUUUGCGAACCUUGAAAAAGAUGCCAGAAAAUGCAGCUUACAGAAAAUAUACUGAACAGAUUGUCCGUGAGAGAGCAGCAGUGUUACAGCAGACAAAGGAUACAUAUGAAUUGGAAAGUAAAAUUAACUGUGGCCAAGCUGAGGAACUUAUUGUACAAGCUGAAAAUGAGCUAAACCUGGCAAGAAAAAUGCUGAACUGGAAGCCAUGGGAACCUCUUGUAGCUAAGCCUCCUAAAGGCCAAUGGGACUGGCCUCCUGCUAAGGCUUAAAACAAAUUUUUUUUAAUAGUAAAUUGUUUAGUUCUCAUGUCUUAGUAAUGAAAAUAAAUAUUGAACUUGUGUCAACUAAAAAAUUGUACUAGGUUUUUUUUUUAUAUUAAUAGGCCUUUAAUCUUAGUAACUGUCCAAUAUCUUGCAAAAAAGCUAGUAAUUUGAUGUAUGAAAAUAAAAUACUUGAAUAAUUUA